AUGCAGCUGAGCGUGCACCUGCACAUUCCCACAAAUGGUGUCGCAUUCCUUGUUCCUCCCAAGCAGAUUCCCGACCAGGUUCCAUCUCUUCUGCCCCUGCCUCAGGCCAGUUGUGUGGAAAGCUGUCGCCCAGGAUUUUUCAAGGUGGCUCGGGAAGGACAACCUAUUUGCUGCUAUGAUUGUACUCCAUGUGCAGAAGGGACCAUCUCCACUUUGGAAGAUGCUGAGCAUUGCCUGAAGUGUCCAGAAGAUCAGCAUCCAAACACGGACCGGGAUCAGUGCAUCCCAAAGGUCAUCACCUUCCUUUCCUAUGAAGACCAUUUGGGAAAUUUCCUCACUUGCAUGGCCCUACUCUUCUCCAUCGCCACAGGAAGCAUUUUGGGAAUCUUUAGGAAAUUCCAGGAAACACCAGUAGUCAGGGCCAACAACCGAGACCUCUCCUACAUUCUGCUUGUCUCCCUCUUGCUUUGCUUUUCAUGCUCCUUCCUGUUCAUCGGCCAGCCAAGAAGCGUCACCUGCUUGCUCCGACAAACAGCCUUCAGUAUCAACUUCUCAGUGGCCAUCUCUUCCCUCCUGGCCAAAACUGUCACUGUGGUUCUGGCCUUCCUGGCCACCAAGCCAGGCAACAGGGCGAGGAACUGGUUGGGGAGGACUUUGGCCAACUCCAUUGUCAUCUCCUGUUCCAGUGUCCAAGUAGUCCUCUCCACCAUCUGGCUGGGCACCUGUCCCCCUUUUCCUGACUCUGACAUGCACUCCCAACCUGGGCAGAUUGUUCUGCAGUGCAACGAAGGCUCUGUGGCCAUGUUCUAUGCUGCCCUCGGCUACAUGGGCUUCCUGGCUGCCGUCUGCUUCACGGUGGCCUUCCUGGCCAGGAAGCUGCCUGGGGCCUUCAAUGAGGCCAAGCUGAUCACCUUCAGCAUGUUGGUCUUCUGCAGUGUCUGGGUGUCCUUUGUGCCCGCCUACCUGAGCAGCAGGGGCAAGUACAUGGUGGCUGUGCAGGUCUUCUCCAUUGUGGCCUCCAGUGCAGGACUUCUGGGCUGCAUCUUCCUCCCCAAGUGCUACAUUAUUCUAGCAAGGCCUGACCUGAAUACCAAGGAGCAC
This is a messenger RNA of Varanus komodoensis (Komodo dragon), 1101 nucleotides long. Its product is annotated as vomeronasal type-2 receptor 26-like. The transcript has 3 exons. Lineage: Eukaryota; Metazoa; Chordata; Lepidosauria; Squamata; Varanidae. Gene Ontology annotation, biological process: G protein-coupled receptor signaling pathway. The record is from RefSeq and is a predicted model, not a curated record. The annotation marks the transcript as partial. Gene Ontology annotation, cellular component: membrane. Gene Ontology annotation, molecular function: G protein-coupled receptor activity.